Molecule: messenger RNA, 1131 nt
Organism: Mollisia scopiformis
Lineage: Eukaryota; Fungi; Ascomycota; Leotiomycetes; Helotiales; Mollisiaceae
Product: GroES-like protein
Exons: 1
Coding region: 1-1131 (376 amino acids)
Molecular function (GO): oxidoreductase activity, acting on NAD(P)H
Source: RefSeq, a predicted model, not a curated record
AUGAAGGAAGCCCACGUCUCAGCCGAGACCACCGUCUCACUUCACGAAGUUCCAAUCCCAACCAUCAUACACCCAUAUUCCGUCCUCAUAAAAGUCGCUUGCACGUCAUGCAACCCCAAAGAUUGGAAAUUGCCCACCGCUACCCUGAUGACAAUACAUUCUUGUCCCAACUCCGGGGACGAUAUCGCUGGCACAGUCGUUAGUGUUGGCAGCUCAGUCCUCUCUUUCAAGCCUGGAGAUCGUGUAGCUGCCCUUCAUGAGUUGGGGACUCCUCAUGGGAGUUACGCGGAGUACGCCGUUGCCUACGAGUGGACUACAUUUCAUCUUGAUGAUGGAAUGAGCUUUGAAGAGGCGUGUACUGUUCCAAUGGCCGCUUACAUUGGUGUCAUUGCCCUCUGCGGGAUGUUGAGAGUCAAAGCUGGCCCUUGGGAAAUUGUUGAGCAGUCUGUGAAGAAAGGUGAGAAAGAAGGAGAGCCAUUGUUGGUUUAUGGAGCGAGCAGUGCUGUCGGUGCUUCCGUCAUCAAAUUAGCCGGGAUCAUGGGAAUACACCCCUUGAUCUGUGUUGCAGGAAGAGGAGGGACAUUUGUCGAAACGUUGAUUGAUGAAAGUAAAGGGGAUGUGAUUAUUGAUUAUAGGCAAGGACCGGAGAAGGUGCUGGAAGAAGUCAAGAAUACCUUAGGUGGGAAGAAGCUGAAAUACGUCUUCGACGCUAUCAGUGAAAACGGAAGCCAUGAGAACUAUUGGCGAGCCAUGGACGUACAGGAAGGGAGCGUUACCUUCGUGCUAGGCGGCCAUAGAGAAGAUAUUCUAGAAAGUAUUCAUCAAUCUACGACGAUGGCAGGCAGCCUUUGGAAGGAGUUGCAACCCCUUGGCGAGAAAGAUAGGUUGGGGAUUGGCGCUGGUGGAAAGGAUUUUGGGUUUGCGUACUCGAGGUUAAUUGGGAGCUGGUUGCAGGAAAGGAAGCUCAAGAUCCAUCCUUUCGAAGUCGUGGAAAAUGGAUUAAGGGGUUUGGAGAAGGCAUUGAAGACACUAAGGGAGGGGAAAUCCUCAGCUACGAAAUAUGUUGUUCGUAUUGCAGAUACACCGGAUCUGAGGUCUACAGAGAAACCUGAAUCGCAAUCCUCUUCCUAA